AUGAAUUUUAUUUCACUUUCUCGUCUUUUAACGAGAAAUUUCAAUUACAACUUAGUUUCUAAGAAACGGCAUUUGAAUCAGGGUUCAAUUGCUAAUCUAUUGAAGAGAAAUUAUACUGCUGCUACAGUUCCUGAUCAAUAUGCUUCCACUGUUAUAGCACCAACUUUUAUUACACCCUCACCUGAUUCCUUAGGUUUUGAAGAAACGAAAGUAAAAAAAACAUAUAGACCUAUUUACCUCGACAUGCAGGCUACAACCCCUACUGAUCCACGAGUGCUCGAUGCAAUGCUACCAUAUUUCACGCAACAGUAUGGUAAUCCUCACUCACGAACACAUGCUUAUGGUUGGGAGGCAGAAAAGGCAGUUGAAAAAGCUCGAGAGUAUGUUGCCGAUAUAAUUGGUGCAGAUCCCAAAGAAAUUGUCUUUACCUCUGGUGCCACUGAAUCGAAUAAUAUGAGUCUUAAGGGUGUUGCCCGAUUUUAUAAAAGUAGCAAGAAACAUAUAAUUACUACUCAAAUUGAACACAAAUGUGUACUUGACUCAUGUCGUGUUUUAGAUGAAGAAGGCUUUGAUGUUACUUAUUUACCUGUAAAAACCUCUGGCCUCAUAGAUUUAGAUAUUUUGGCUGAAACCAUUCGUCCCGACACAGCAAUCGUUUCAAUUAUGACAGUUAAUAAUGAAAUUGGAGUAACUCAACCAAUUGAAGAAAUUGGACGAAUUUGUCGUUCCAAAAAAGUAUUUUUCCAUACUGAUGCAGCACAAGCGGUGGGGAAAAUACCGAUUGAUGUUAAUAAAAUGAAUGUUGAUUUGAUGAGUAUAUCAGGUCAUAAGAUUUAUGGACCUAAAGGAAUAGGUGCUUUAUAUGUACGUAGAAAACCAAGGGUUAGAUUAGAAGCAAUACAAAGUGGAGGAGGACAAGAAAGAGGAUUAAGAAGUGGAACAGUACCUACACCAUUGGUUGUUGGUAUAGGUGAAGCUUGUCGAAUUGCAAAAGAGGAAAUGAAGUAUGAUGCUGAACGUGUCAAAAAACUCUCUCAGAGACUUAUUGAUGGUAUUAUGGCAAAAGUUAAUCAUGUCGUUCGUAAUGGAGAUCAAAAUGCAAUCUAUCCAGGAGAAUCAUUAUUAAUGGCUCUUAAAGAUAUCGCGCUUUCAUCAGGUUCAGCAUGUACUUCAGCUUCCUUGGAACCUUCGUAUGUUCUUCGAGCUUUAGGAGCAGAUGAUGAUAUGGCACAUUCUAGUAUUAGAUUUGGUAUAGGACGAUUUACUACUGAACAAGAGAUCGAUCUUGUUGUGGAUCGAGUAGUAAAACAUGUUGAUAAGUUGAGAGAAAUGUCACCACUUUGGGAGAUGGUUCAAGAAGCUAAAAAUUGGAUUAAACAAAUACCUAAAGUAUAUAUGACUUUUACUUCACCAAUAGUUUCUCCAGCUGCAAUUCAAAGACUUCAAGAAGUAGCUCCUAAGAAAAAAAGCACAAAAGAAAUACCUUCAUAA
This is a messenger RNA of Diversispora eburnea, 1491 nucleotides long. The record is from the annotation of a GenBank genome assembly. NCBI's taxonomy places the organism in Eukaryota, Fungi, Glomeromycota, Glomeromycetes, Diversisporales, Diversisporaceae.